AUGGCCACGAUGGACGGGCCGGAGGUGUACAGGGUCAGGGCGAUAAGCCGGCGCCUCAGACGGCUCCUACGGGACCCCCCGGGUAACGAUAAUACCCAUAUAAAAGAACAGAUUAUGCUGGACCUGGCUGCCCACGCGGGCUGGCACCAGGAGGUCCUGUGCGCGUUGGAGUGGGUGAAGCUCGCCCUGUAG
This is a messenger RNA of Colletotrichum tamarilloi, 192 nucleotides long. RefSeq lists its product as uncharacterized. The coding region runs from base 1 to 192 and encodes 63 amino acids. The transcript has a single exon. The record is from RefSeq and is a predicted model, not a curated record. Lineage: Eukaryota; Fungi; Ascomycota; Sordariomycetes; Glomerellales; Glomerellaceae.